Acaulospora morrowiae is the source of this 1364-nucleotide messenger RNA. The record is from the annotation of a GenBank genome assembly. Lineage: Eukaryota; Fungi; Glomeromycota; Glomeromycetes; Diversisporales; Acaulosporaceae.
GUAGAUCGAAGCAUGCGGAUAUUAAGGUUGCCCGCAAAGCCAUCGCCCAUAUUUCAUUAUCCACAAUUUUUGAAGUCAUUGAAUGUUUAAAUAAUGCAAGUUAUGCGAACAUUCUACCGGCGAUGGAAACAUCCAUAGAAAUGACUGAAGAUUGCUGUCAUUACUUUGUCCGUGAACUUUUCAAACUUAUCAUGACGCGCGUUACUCGUCUCACCCAUAUAGCCAUCAAUUCUUUUCCCGAGUGUUUUUUCACACCCAUGAUUCUCUUUUAUUCUUGCAUCUUAAAGUCACCUUUUAAUUUUAUCAGUACACUCUCCCACAUCACUACACUAGAUCUUGGUAUAUCCGAUUCUUUGUCUUAUAUUCUCUUUGAAAUUUCCACACAUUGUACCAAGAUAUCAUCUUUAUCCCUCCGGUCUCGUCAUUCUCUGGGUUCUUCGUAUGACUUAUCGCAAUUAAUCAAACGUCAACGAUCUCUCCGUCACCUUCAUUUGGAAGAAAUCACCGUGACUUCCAAGUUAAUUGACUCUUUACGGUUUCACACGACCACCCUCGAGAGUCUGACACUGAUGGAAGUGAUAAUAGACAAUAGCAGAGCUUUGUGGAAUUUGUCCUCGUGUUCACGUCUAAAAACCCUAAUAAUUCAUUUUUUGGGCUGUUAUCCAUGCACAUAUGAUGGUCUGAAACCUUUGUGGAGUUUUCACUUCCCAGAAAUAUGCAAAUUCAAAUUAAUCGGAAGACUACAUGAGCAUCGGAGAGAAUCGUUGGCGGACAACACGUGUUCAUUUCUAGAAAAAAAUGGAAAGUCACUGAACACACUGAGCUUGGAUAUAAAUCCGAGUGUCUAUUGUCAGGUUCUUCAAAAAGUGAGUGAAAAGUGUAUCCAACUAAAAAAGUUAACGGUACGUGGUUAUAAACAUGACAGUUCACUGGAAAAGAUGUUGAAAGACACGAGCAUGGAAUUAAAAUGGUUGAAAGUGGAACAGCAGUGUCAUGAUUAUUACAAGUUGAUAAACAAUCAACUGUUUGAUGCACAUGAAUUUCCUCCGCUCAAAGAAUUGAGGGGGGCGAAGUGGCUAAGACAUUUGGAUUUCCACAUGUGUUUAGACGCAGAUUCAGUGGAACGACUCCUUGAUGAUUGGGAGGCGCCAUUAGAGCGUAUCGGUUACUUGUAUAAAUAUAAGCAUGAGGAGGAUAGGCAUCAUGAGGUGUUGAGAAAAUUUGCGCAUAAGUUGGAUGAAGGACUACAAAGGCGUCAAGAGAGACGACAACUGCAUAAAAUUGAUUUGUUCGAUUCGUUGUGUGUGUGGAAUGAAAUAAUGGUCAGGAAAAUGGAAAUGUAUAUUGAAUAUGUUGAUGACUAG